Porites evermanni is the source of this 2353-nucleotide messenger RNA. The record is from the annotation of a GenBank genome assembly. Lineage: Eukaryota; Metazoa; Cnidaria; Anthozoa; Scleractinia; Poritidae.
AUGAUUCAAGGUGGAGAUUUUGUAAAGGUUUAGUAGUUAGAGCUUUAUUUUAUAUAGUGUAUGUACACCGGUACGUGACUCCAAAGCUAAAGUACUACAAGCUGCUGGGUUUAUGUGUUACUGUUCAAAAUUUAGUUCAGGUUAAAUUUUUUUAACCUAACAUGUUGAUUCUCAAUUUCCUUUGUCCCAGCCCUAAUUCAUGAAUAAUUAGGACUGGAAGACAAAGGGAAUAAAGAAUCAACCAAGGUUAAAAAAUUUAAACCUGAAUUGAAUUCAGGUACAGAAUUGGUACAGAGAAGAGCUGCCCGCUUUGCUUGCAACAACUACAGACGCGAAGCAAGUGUCACUACCAUGCUUAAUGAGCUUUGCUGGUGCAGUCUCAAGCAGCAAAGAGCAGACCAAAGAUAAAUUAUGUUAUACAAAAUUGUAAAUAACCUAGUUGAAGUUGAUCUUUCUAAAGAAUAUACCACUUACGAGACACUCUAGAAAUAGUCGCGCUAAAUCCUUUCGAAUUCCCUACGAAAAUAAAACCUAUCUUCAAUAGAGCUUUUUACCUAGAACUAUAAAGUAGUGGAACAGUUUGCCCACCACAUUAGCCAUAGCCCCAAGUCUUAAUGUUUUUUUAGAGUGGAGUCUGUGAGCUGAAACACUAAGAACCUUUGCGAACCUGGCCGAAUCCGAGCAUAUAAGCGCUGCAGAGAGGGAAUGCUUGUAAUAUGGUAAAUGUAAAAUGUAAAUAAAUUCUGACCUGUAACAUAGAGGGUAAAGUUCGAAAGUAGUCCGGGGGUCAUGCUCAUAGAAGCUGGGAAAAAAAUCCCCCACACCCUGCUUUUAGUGACAGCCCUGGGUUCUUUUUAUGGUGCGGCCUCACUUAAAGCCAAAGUAAGUUGCAAAAAAUGUACCCUAUCAUUAUAAUAGUUUCAUAUAAGGGGCAUUGACUAUAUUUAUUAUUAUUAUUAUUAUUAUUAUUAUUAUUAUUAUUAUUAUUUUAUGUUUUUACUCUUACUUUUUACACAGAACUUAGAUAUAUACCACUGAUAAUAUUAUCUUUUUUUGUAUUAGGGAGAUAGCACAGGUGUUUCCAUUACAUAUAAUGAUUUGGCCUUUCCUGAUGAAAACUUUAAACUAAAACAUGAUGUUCCAGGUCUUCGGUCUAUGGUAAGAAACAGAUAGAAUAACAGGCCGUCUGAUCGGUGUGGAAAAAAUCUUGGAGGGGGAGAAUUAUGUGAAAGGUCGAAGUGCUCACAUUAUUGCAGUAGAAAGGGUCUACUUUGGAGCAAGUGAGAAGAUUUGGCUGGUCGUUUGGCUCAAAGAACUUUGGUAGCUCAAUCUGCAUGAUGUUUUUAACCAAAAAUGAGUUAUUUAACAUUCUUUAAAGGUACAUGCAAACUGACACAACAACUCCCAACAUUGUUGCGCCAACAAUGUUGCAUGUUGUCGUCCCCGCGGUGUGCAAACGGAUGCAGCAACUCCCAACAACACACAACAACAUGCAACAGGGUGUGAACUGAUACAACAUCUAACAUCCAACAAUGUUGGGAGUUUUCGGGAGUUUUUCGAGUCAUUACUUCCCAUAAGCAACCACCACAAAAUGCACAAUAAAGUGGUUUUGUUCAUGAGAGGCAAAUCAGUUUGAGUCUUAUUAGCUGCCAUGCACAUGUGUCAGACGAUGUCUGGACACAUCUACUGUUAUAGGACGAGAGUUAAUUGCAAGUAAAGCCCAAGUUGCUCGUGCCUGUGGUGUUUGUACAUGUAACUCACAACCCGAGUAGUGCAUUAAGCAGUCGUUUACAAGAGGUUAAAAACAAAGAAGAAUAAAACUAUUGCCCCUCGAAAGUGGUCGGCUGUUCACCAGUAUGAGAAGAGGUGGUCAUCAAUGAGACUCUUCCACCUAACAAUUUUGAUGUUUGUGAAAGCAUUACAAGCGAUAGCCACUUCUGGAGGUUUCACCAUCAUGAGCAUUUGAGUUUAUGCCAUGCAUCGAUCUUGUACACAUUAUGCAUUUUUUUGUUAAUCAAGACAUUUGGUGUUGAUUAAAAUCUUAUGUGAUCAAAUCCAAUUAAUAUUGUAAGAGAAAUUGUGAGAACUAGGACUUCUCAUAAUAUAUCAAAGGCCAAUAUAUCUUUCCCACGUAUUUGAGAAAAAAAAACUGUUCUGUAUGUUUGACCUUGAAUAUAUGCCAACUACAUGCUUACACGGUGUUCUUCUUUUUUCAGGCUAACAGUGGUCCAAAUUCUAAUAGCUGUCAGGUCAGUGCACAAAAAAAGAACUUCACUAAUUUUAUUGAUUAUUCAUAUUUUUGGAUGUAUAUAUAUGUGAGCUCUUUCCAUGAUUUCAGUUUUUCGUAACCUGA